This is a messenger RNA of Onthophagus taurus, 995 nucleotides long. RefSeq names its product histone-arginine methyltransferase METTL23. NCBI's taxonomy places the organism in Eukaryota, Metazoa, Arthropoda, Insecta, Coleoptera, Scarabaeidae. Gene Ontology annotation, cellular component: nucleus; cytoplasm. The record is from RefSeq and is a predicted model, not a curated record.
GGCUAACAUCACUAAACUUGCUGUAAACUUUUGCACCUUUUUUUCAUAAUUUGCGAAAAGAAAUCAAUGUAAAUUUCGAUACAAAAGCAUUGUUUUCGUUAAUUUCGGUUGCUUCUACACAUUAAGAAUGUGAAAAUAUAACCAGUUUGCAUCGCUGUGUGACGGCAACGCACACGUAGCCUUAUCUCCAGAUCGGUUCCAUUAUGUCCAAAUGAGUGAUGGUCCAAAAGAGAACCUAAGACGAUUUAUCUUCACCUCCAAAACUAAUUCAAGGGGCGAACCGGUUGAGGAACAAUUGGAAAUCGUAAUUCCUGAGUUGGUUCAAGCAAGUUACUCCUUUUUAACUUGGUGUUGUGCACCAGUUUUGGCUUGGUUUCUCUGGGAAAAACGUCAAGAGCUCGUUAACAAGCACGUCUUGGAAUUAGGCUCUGGUACAGCGUUACCUGGAAUAGUAGCAGCAAAGUGCGGUGCUAAAGUAACUCUAAGCGAAUCGAUCACUUUACCGAAAUCGUUAGCUCACAUUCAACGUAGUUGCCAACUGAACAAUUUAGUGUUAAAUCGUGAUAUUAAACUAAUCGGACUUACUUGGGGAUUAUUUUUGCAUAACUUACAAGAUCACGGUCCCAUUGAUUUAAUUCUUGCGUCUGAUUGUUUUUACGAACCUUCGAAUUUUGAAGAUAUUUUGGUUACCGUUUCUUAUAUUUUGGAUCAUAACCCAGAAUCGAAGUUUUUGUUUACGUAUCAAGAGCGUAGUUCCGAUUUGAGUAUUGAACAUUUGUUGGCAAAGUGGAAUUUAAAGUGCUUCGUGCAUAAUAUAAACAAUUUAGGUUCGAGUGUUGGUUUGGACUUGCACGAGCUUAGCGGUGGUCACAGUAUUCAUUUGUUUGAAAUUACGAGGUGAAUAAUAUGGGUUCUGUAAGUCGCGCCGUUAAAUUAUACGUUGGUAAUAUUCCGUGGACAGUCGGGCACAUAGAAUUGAAAAAUUAUUUUAGCAA